Messenger RNA from Gopherus flavomarginatus (Mexican gopher tortoise), 7127 nucleotides. Its product is annotated as coiled-coil domain-containing protein 18-like. NCBI's taxonomy places the organism in Eukaryota, Metazoa, Chordata, Testudines, Testudinidae. The transcript has 11 exons. The record is from RefSeq and is a predicted model, not a curated record. The coding region runs from base 124 to 1488 and encodes 454 amino acids.
AAAUGGUUUCUAUAGCAGCAGCAAGGUUGGCAAACAGGGCUGGGCAGAGACAGCAAGAGUUUCCAAUCUCCCAAGGCAUUUAAGCUGUUACGCUUCUGCACUGCUCCUUCCUCUGAACGAUACAUGCAGGAGAUGCAGCCUGAAAAGUCAAAGAAAUUCUCUGCUUCAAAAAUGACUCAUACACGCAACCUGGCACCUAGUUUCAAACAAAUGGACACACUGAGUUCAAUUGAGGCAGAGUACAUAAAGAAUCUACAGAAAGAAGUCUACCUACUGGAACUUGAGACAUCAUUUCUAAGAGAGCAGGCUAAAAAGGCUACCAGUAUUCAGCCAAAAAUCAGCACUCAAGCGGAAAAAGUGUUGCAGAAGAUAAAGGAACUACAGUCAGAAAUACAUACUGCUCAGCUGGAACUUGGAAAGAAAGAGAACAGCACCAAGUUUUUCAAGGCAGAAAAUCAAGCCAUGCAUAAACGUCUGCAAACUCUAUCAGAUGCAAAUACUAGAGAAAAGCUACUAUUAGUGGAGGAUGUUACAAAGCUGAAGAAACUUGCUGAGAUUGUCGUUCAGGACAUUUCACACAAAGAAGCAGAGCUACUAGAAGUCCAGCAAGAGCUACAGAGGGCCACGAAUUCCAUGAAAGAAAAAGAGCAUAAUCGCCAUCAUUUGGAAAAUGAACUCCACCAGCAGAUUCAACACCACCAGGAUAUGGAAGCAAAGCUUGUGGAAAAUAGAUCAGAAUGUGUAAGAGUGCAGGCGUUGCUCCACCAGCUAGAGGAGAAAUACCUUACUAGCUCCCAGUCCAUGCAGCAGCAUAUUGCUAAAGAACUUCGUGAAGAAGCUGAAAAACUAAGACAGCAGCUCAAAGAAAAAGAACUUUCCGCUGAUGAGGAUAAAUAUUUACGCAACAAAAUGGCAGAAGAUUGUGGAUAUCUGACAAAAGAAAAUGGCUUUUUACAGUCUCAGGUUCUGGAAGCCACCAGGCAACUAGAUAGAGAGAGGCAGCUGAGAGAGGAGGAAAGCACCUGCCGUACAAGGAGGAUUUCUGAGCUAGCCUGUGAAAAGGAGAAAGAACGACAACUUGAGAUGGAGCUCACUUACCUGAAGAGACUAUUGCAGGAUGAAAGACAGAAGGCUCUUACUGCACAAGAGCAGGUACUACGUCUCCAGCAAGAAAGGAAAUCUGUAAAUCUAAAUGGACAGUCACUUCAGAGCCAGCUAAAAGAUUUAGAAAGGAGAUGGUCAAGAGCUCAACUGGAAAAUUCAAAACUGCAAACAGAAAAAACGCAUUUAGUAGAACAUAUUUCUCAGUUACAUAAACAGAUUUCUGAGAAAGAAGAUGAAAUCAAUCGCAUGCUUGGACAUGUUAAUACUAUGUCCUAUGACCUGACUACUCAGAAAUCUCAAGUGGAAACAGAACAUAGCUUGCAGAGAGAAAGAUGGAAAGAGUUCUCCAAUAUUCUAACAGCAUACAAGUCACCUGCUAAAUGAGCUCUAUUUAGGGAGGUAGUUACUGAAAGUGAGCUAACCUAAUCAUUUUAAAAAUGAAACUGAUACUAACAAUUAGUUCCUUAAAUUCCCAUUGUAUAAAAAAAAAAAGUAAAGUGUCCUGAUGCACCUAUAUAAGGCAUACUGCUCUUCAAGAAUAGCAUUCUGCAUUUCUACAUAGCAAAUGAAACUAGAUCCUAUCAGAAUCACUUGGAACCUGGGGAGAUUGGCUAAGAACAUUGAAUGGAGGCAGCAUGCUCAGCCCUUGUGAAGCCGGCUUCAAAUUAAUUAAAAAGCAAUCCAUUUUGCCACUUCAAAGAGUGGUAUUUUUGUAAUUGCACAAGUAGUCCCAUGCAGUCAUCAUUCUUGUCCUAACCAGGGUGACAGGCUCUGUCAUGAGCAGUCAAGGCUGAUUACCCACUCCGGCACUUCGAGUGCAAAAGGUGGGGACCCGCAAGGAACCUAAAAAUUAAUAUUGGCCACUCCAGGCUUGUAUUAAACUCCCAAGGUUACAGCUUUUCCCUGACCUUGGAUGGGUAGAUGCUGCCACCAUCCAAAUGCAAAACCCCUUGGAACCCAGGAAGGCACACUUUGGAAUUCCUUCCUGUGGGGCACCCUCAAUCCCUUUCCCCCUGCUCCAGGGAAAAGCUGAGAAAGAAAAAGGAAAUUAGCUGUUACCCCCAGCUAAACAAACAACAUAUGCACAAACCUCUUAGGAUUCCAAAAACCCAAUCUUGUUCUUUAAAAUGGUAAAAGUUAUUAAAAACAACAAAGAAUGAAAAUACACCUGGAACAUAGGCUUUUGCUAGAUUAAAAAAAAAAAAAACAAAAAUUCAACAUCAAGAAUAACCUUCUGAGGUCCAUCUUAAAGGUUACAAGCAAAACAAAAAGUAUUUGGGGUUAGCACAGAGGAGUCCCACAAGCCAGUAGGAAAUAAACAGAAAUAAACCUAAUCACGUCUUUCUAAACACUGUUGAUCUAUUUGCAUGUUAAGUAAGUAGUUGUAGAUACGAUCUGAUGAUUUUCACAUCUGGCCUUCAGUUUCUCCUAUCCUAACUGUACCCUAUUCUCCUUUUUCCGGGAAAAUAGAAGCAGGACACAAAGGGAAAGCUUUCCCCUCCCCCCCAGUUUAAAAAAGUUCUAGUCUUCCCAUUGGCUCUUUUGGUCAGGUGCCCACUUCCUUCCUUUUACCUGGACUUUAACCCUUUACAGGUAAAGCAAGUAGAGAACAGCUACCAAGAGGGACUUUAUAGCUAACUGGCUGGCGGCUGUCCAUAAAAGGGAGCUACUCUCCUCCCCCUUUUAUCACAUGAACCCUUGAAGGGACAAACAUGCUUCCUGAAUUUAACAUCAACAGUAAUGGAGUUUCCAUUUAAUUUUUAAUUAUAUGAAGAGAGCUUUAGAAAGUAAUUGUUUAAAUGAAUGUUCUUGGCACACAAACACUAACAUCCUCUACCAAAAGCAAAUGCAUCAAUACUUAUAAAACUCUACUAAAUUUCUGAAGUUCAUUGUAGCAACCUUCUUGAAAGCCUGAGAAUUACAAGUUAGUGAGCUUUUGGCAUUCAAGAUCAACAGGAAAAAUUUUGAUAUAAUACUAGAUUAGUUCAACACCUAUAUUAACUCAGAAAUUAAGAAAUGUCAAGUCCAUUCUUAACUUUCUUAAAAAAAUUCUUUUUGGCUCAAAGCAAAUUAAACUGUCUCAAAAUGAAGGUGACCAUUUUGGAAGUUUUGAACAAAAUCCAUUUAGCCCUUUUCAGAUGAGUAGAAAAGUUUCCGUAAGAAAAACAAAACAUGUUUGCACUUAAUUUGAAAACUGCUUCAGUUUAAAGCAUCAGACUCUCAGCUCUACUCAGUUAUAGAUCUGUCCUUUUGAAAAGGCAGCGAAAUUCAAAAAAGUUAACGGUUUCUACAGCAGUAUUGGUUCAGCCAAACUGCAGUUAAGAAUGUACAACUCUGGCCUCAGAUACAAUGCUGCUCUGCAUAGAUCCAUUCAGAAUGCUGCUGCAAAUAUUUUCCUAGCCCUUCACUUUGACCCUCCCACGCAUCACCUCUCUGCAUGGCUCCUCUGCCCCGCUUCUCUAACGCAUCAAUCACCACCUAUUUAUCUUAAUUUUCAAGGCCCUUCAGAGCCUAUCCCCACUCUACCCAUCAUCUCUCAUUCACUAGCAAGAUGCCAGCUCCUGCUUCUGAUGAGUCCAUGCUGCCAGCCUCCAUUAGCUACUUGUUAAAAUUCUCAAACUCAAAUUAUGUGUUCUCUCCCAUACUGCCCCACAUGUUUGGAAGGAGCUCCAAGUAAACGCCUGCAAAACUCACUCACUACCCUUCUUCAAAUCCCUCACUAAACAACUCCUUCUCCAUACACUCUACCCAGAUAUAACACGACCUGAUAUAACACAAAUUUGAAUAUAAUGCGGUAAAGCAGUGCUCCGGGGAGCGAGGCUGCGCAGUCCAGUGGAUCAAAGCAAGUUCAAUUUAAUGCAGUUUCACCUAUAACAUGGUAAGAUUUUUUGGCUCCCCAAGGACAGUGUUAUAUCGGGGUAUAGGUGUACUUACAAAAAAAACUUGACAGCAAUUAGGCAGCUGGUGUGCUGAGACCACUGUGCAUCAUGCCAACCUCUGAUGUCUCACUGUUUCCUCGUAAUCCUCAUCUGCAGGUAUUUGUUGGCUCUUAUCUUCUAUAUUCAGCCACUAUUUGCUUGGCAUUAGCUGGUAAUCUUAAGACUGUAAGCUCUUUGGGGCAGGAUCAGUCUGUUCUGUGUUUGUACAGCACCGAGCACAAUGGGGUCCUGGUCCAUGACUGGUGCUCCUAGGUGUUAGAGCGAUACAAAUAAUUAGCAGCAACAACAUUUAACAGCAUGAAUACUAUGUGGCACUUAACUCACAUAUUUAAAGCACAGUGCAAACCUUAAAACUCUCUCAAAAUCAACUGUAAGAUUACCUGUGCAGCUAAAUUUCUAACUCAAUGCUACAUUAAUGUAGAGGUCUGCAUUUAGAAUUUUUACUUACUAAUGUUACGAACCUUAAAGUUUUACAUUUUUAUACUACAAGUGUGCUAGUGAUUGUUUGCUGCUUGAAUUUCGAGAGAUAUAAAACAAAUUCAUAACAGGAAAAAUGUUUCACAUAGCUGGAAAUCUUAGUGAAAGCAAAUGCCAAGCAAAUAUUGGGUUCAAAUUGCUAUAAAACACAAUGUACCUAAAAUCAAGUAAAUUUAUUUAUUCACUACUGUACAUUUUAUUCUCCAACCUGCAUGACAGUAAAAAGUAUAUUGGAAGAUUUUGUUCUGCUACUACUUUCCCACAUAUAAAAAUUAUUUUAAUAUUCUCUGCUGGGCCCUAUCAAAGGGUACAUCUACACUACCUGCCAGAUCGGGGGGUAGUGAUCGGUCUAUUGGAGAUGGAUUUAUCACAUCUAGUGUGGACGCGGAUAAAUCAAUCCCCAAUCGCUCUGUUGUCGACUCCAGAACUCCACCAUGGUGAGAGGCGGAAGUGGAGUUGACGGGGGAGCAGUGGCUGUCAAUCCGGCGCCGCAAAGAUGCAAAGUAAGUGAUUCUAAGUCGAUCUAAGAUAUGUCGACUUCAUCUACGCUAUUCUCCCAGCUGAAGUUGUGCAUCUUCAAUCAAUUCCCCCCCCCCCCCCAGUGUAGACCAGGCCAAAGAGUGCUACUGUGGUCUUCAAAAGUACUCCUCUCUUCAUAUGAGUGCCAAGUUUUUUUCUACCUUGAACUUAUCAGGACCCCAGACUUCUGUCAAACUCCUAUUGCCUUUAUUACAAAGACAGGUUUGGAAACAAAAUUCUGUAUGCUAGAGCCAAACGCCUUAACUAUUUUUAUUUAGUACAUUGAUAUCUAAUCUUGAUCAAGUUUUCUGUAGCACCAAACGUACAGAAGACCAUCUCAGUCUCAAACAGCAUAUAAUCUUGUUAAAAAGGAGGCAAUAGAAAGAAAUUAUAAUGUAGUAAAGGAAAAAGUGCUGGUUUUUUUAAAUGAGCUAAUAGGAUACCAUGAGAGACUACAAUACAUAGUAACUAACAAAACACAAUUGACACUGCACUUCAACAAAGUUUGAGCCCACCUCCCAGGGAUUGAAAAAAUGUAGUAGAUUUUUUGGGUUUUCCAGAGUGGUAGCACCAAGUUGUUAGUCUUAAACCCAGUAAACCGGCCAAUAUAUUCAAGAGGAGAGCAUCCAACACAAAAAGGUCUUCAUCACAAGAGGUAUUCAACUAUUCCACAAAUCCAGCUGCUUUUUCACCAUACCAUUACUGCCUCCAUUGGUUGAUUUAUCAGGUUCUCUUCUCUUCAUUUCUUCAUAGGACAAGAAAGCUCUCAAAGAAGAUAACCAGUUUAUCCCAUAUUUAUUUCUCAUCAGAUUUCCAAUGUCAAACUUCCCAAGCCUUUUAAAAAUAAUAAAAUGAUUAACCAAAAACCGACUAUUCUUACAAAAUGAGAAAUGCUACUUGUUCGCAAAGUGCUCAAUACCAUGAGGCCUUAACUCCCUCUCUGAGGUCCCUAGGCACCACACUAGAACAUAUUUAGGUAAGAUGGGAGACUGGUUUUGCUAACCAACGUACCCCUUACACUAACAAGGUAGGACAAACCCAUAAGUUUAACUACUUCAGAAGUUUUAAGAUUUUGGUUAAAAGGUUUCUUAAAACCUCAACUAUGGGAUGUCUUUACUAUUAGUCACUGUCAGGGGUAAUACAGAGGCCAUAUCUACUCUACAAACCAUGGUCAAUGCAAAUUCCAUUAGCAUACAGAGGUCAAAGUUUGUAGAUCACUUGGGCAUGUACAGACCUGGCUGCUUGCAUUGGUGCUGAAGACACUCAACAGGAGCAGUUGUGUCUACAUAGAAGUGCUGUGCACUGGGGUAGAUGCACCAGACAAUGGUAUGUGGCAAUUCUUUUUGGGAAGUUCUUGAAUGUGUUGGAUAAAAAAAAAAAAAAAAUAGUUGCCCAGUGAUCUCUGGGAGCUAGGCAUCAAGUUCCUAGCAUGCAACUUUCUCCAUCCCAUAAAUCCAUCCAUAUCCCAUAAAUUUUCAUGCCUUUAAAAAAAAAAUUCCACAAACCCAUGCAGCACUUUUCCAUCUCCACUAUCUCUGACAGAAGCAUGGAACUUGCAGAGCUCUGCACUAUUCUUAUGAACGUUGCAAAUACAGGACACGUGAUCCUUCUGCAUUUGCAGACCUGCAGGAAAUACUACAACCAUGGAGAACAUGACAAUUUCUUCAAGGACAGUCUGCCAAGGAAUAUAGCCAAAAAAAAAUUAAGGCUAUUGGGGGCAUUGCCAGGGCAGCUGCAAAUGGUGCAUUGCUGCUUCUGAGACCAAGAAAGUAGCAUGGAUUGGUGGACUUGCAUUGUAAUGCAGGAUUAGGACAAGUAGUGGCUGCAGAACUUUUGGAUGCAAAAAGCCACAUUCCUCCAUCUGUGCGCCGAGGUUUCCCUAGAGCUCCAGCAUAGGGUCAGCAGAAUGAGAGCUGUGUUGACAGUGGAGAAAUGAGUGGGCAAUCACACUGUGGAAGCUUGCAACACCAAAUUGCUACUGGCCAGCAGGAAAUAAUUUUGGAGCUCAAAAAUCUGCAGUGGGGGCAGUUGUCAUGCAAGUGUAUAGGGCUAUGCAGGACUGACUCAGGAACGUGCAAGAAUACCGGA